AUGAAGCCGGUCUUGAGCACUUUCACAUCUUCUUUUAUCUUGGGAGCCUGUCUUCCAUGGGAGGGCGAAUCCAACCUCCAUUCCCUCUCCAGCAGACAAUACUCCGCCUGCGAUAAAUACAGCGCCGGCCUCUGCUCCUGCUUCUGCAACUACAACGGAUACCAAUACUACCGCUGCGCCCCAGACCAAUGCAUGUGCUACAACACCUACGAACCGGACUGCUACUACGCAUACUACUACUACCCGUCUGGUGGCUAUCCCUCGCCAGAAGAAUUCUAUCCUCCGCAGUACCCCAGCUGCCCUGAUUUCCCUUACUGUGACCAGAUCCCGUACGAGGAUGAGUGCCAUACUUGCACGGCUGCGGAUGUCUAUCCCGCUCCUACUGAUUGUCCUACUUGUACUGUCCGGCCUACGACGGAGUGUCCGACUUGCACUGAACAUACUUCGAAUACCUAUCCAACGUCGAAUACCUAUCCAACGUCGAAUACAUACCCAACGUCGAACACAUACCCUACAUCAAACACAUACCCCACAUCCAACACCUAUCCAACGUCGAACACAUAUCCAACGUCAAACACAUACCCAACGUCAAACACAUACCCAACGUCAAACCAGUACCCUUCCAACCAGUACCCUACGUCCAACCAGUACCCGCAGCCUAGCAUCCCUAGACCACCACCUUCCCAACCAAGCGAAUACCCGUCUCCGGGCGGCGGCAGCGGAGGAGGAGGAGGAGGUGGUGGUGGUGGACGUCCAUCCCCAUCUCCAGGCGGCGGCGGCGGAGGUAGUGGUGGCAGCCCCGGCGGCGGUAGCUCUCCACAGCCUCAGCCUCAACCUCCUCGGCCUCCUCAGCAGCCUCCUCAGCCUCCUUCCCCUGGGGGUGGAAGUGGAAGUAUGCCAGGUGGGAAUACCGGUGGUGGGGGGUCCUCUGGCGGCUCUGCGGGAGGCUCGGGAGGCUCGGGAGGUUCCUCAGGGGGUUCGUCCGGGUCUGGAGGAAGUCGGCCGCAGCCUUCGCCUUGA
Molecule: messenger RNA, 1020 nt
Organism: Aspergillus puulaauensis
Lineage: Eukaryota; Fungi; Ascomycota; Eurotiomycetes; Eurotiales; Aspergillaceae
Exons: 2
Coding region: 1-1020 (339 amino acids)
Source: RefSeq, a predicted model, not a curated record